UCAGAGGCGACCACCUCAAGCAGCACCGGCCGACGUCGUCGUCGUCAUCCUCCUCGUCACUGUUAAAGAUGUACCGCGUUGGACUGAAAUUCCCCGUUAACGGCCUCAACCUCAAUCGGAUCAAAAAACACGGCUACGAAAGGAUUUAUCUAACUGCCAGGUGCUACGAGACGCGAUCAAAAGCCAGGUGCAAUGACAGGAGGUGUGUUUCUAGGCUGCUCAACGAUGUUGCAUUUACAUCUAGAUUAUCAGGACAUAGAUAUUACUCUGAUGAAAAAAGUGGACGAUCACGAGGAAGUGCCGGAACCCUCGUAGCAUUUGGAACUGUUGCUAUUGGAGCAUUUGGGAUACUGGCAUAUGCUCAUAAUGACUCCAACUUUAGAGAAACACUUGAAAAUUGGGUUCCAGGAACAGAUAAUGCCAUCAAAAUCAUUUUUCAAGAAGAGGCAUCGUAUUUCGAAAUGUUACUCAAUUUCUUUACUUCAUUAAAACAAAAAAUUUUGGCAUUCAUAUUUGGAGGUUCCAGCUCAAAAGAAGCUCCCAAACCAGGUUUUGCAGCACCAAUAUUGCAACCUCCUCCACUUAAACCACCACCAGAAAUUCGGUUAAGUAAAGAUAGAGGAGAAAAAAUUGAAGUUGUUUCAGAGAAAAAACCCGUAGAUACAGUAGUAGAGAAGCCCUCGGAGCAACAAAACUCGAUAGCAUCUGAUUUGACCGAAUUGGAAAAGUAUGCCGGAGAGCUUGCUGCUACUGCUAUCAAAUCUUUCCACGAUGCGGCAUGUGCUGUUCAAGAUUACAACAAGGAUGUGACGAACGUUGUAGAAAGUUCUGACGCCGAGUUGGGAUCCAAAAUUUGGGACAGAUUAAAGUCAGCCCAAGACAAGAGAACAGCAGCCCUGGCAGUAGCCGAGAAGAAGGCGGAUGAAGCCGUUGAGGCCUUGAAAAAGUUGGGUAGCUCGAUCGACGACGCACGCGACGCGUCCGUUGGUCAGAAAACAAUAGCGAGGCGGAACAUCAAUAAAAUCUUAUCGGAUGUGGACGCUGCCAAAAAAAAGUUUGACCAAGAGGUAGCCAAUGCAAAUAUUUCUGAAAAGUACUGGAAGAGCUUGAAAAUAGCGCGAGAAAAGUUCAACGAGGAGCUACACAUCCUUUUCCCCAACAUCAAUAUCAACGACAAAAAGCUGACAGUGUCGGAUGAGGCCUUUGAUCUAUUUGUUCUCCAUAUGUACCAUAAAGUAGCAUUCUUACAGAAAGAGUUGGAGAAAAUGCAGACUAUUGCUGAUGCCAAAAUAAAAUCCGCCUUAAGAUCGGAGGGUGAUCAGGAAAAAAUCCACGAAGCUAUAGCCCUCGAGGUUUCCAAAGAGAAAAUAGCGUUCCAAGAAGAUUUCAACAAAAAGAUGCUGGAAAUCCGCAAGCAGCUGGACGACGAGAUGCGCAAGCAGUUGAAGCUCCAAGCGCAGGUGCACGCGGACCACUUGCGAGAGGCGCUGGAGGCCAAGGAUCGCGAAGCCGAGCGCAAAAUCAACCGCGUGCUCAGCGAGCAAAAGGAGAACCAGUCCGUCGCUAGCAAGAUGCAGCUGGCCGCGGUCAUUGGCCGGCUCAAGGGUCUCGACGAGGCGCUCAAGAAACGACUGGACGCCGAGAAGGACGCGAGCGAGGUGCAGCUGAUGUGGGGCGCGUGCCAGGCGUUGGUGCGAGCUGUGAAGGCCGCACCCCCGGGCACCCAUCCCGCCGAGGCCCUCAGGCCACUCGAGCCGGAAGUAACAGCUAUUUCCAAAGCGGCGCCGAAAGGAGACGCCUUCGUGUCCGCCACGAUCCGGGGAAUCCCCGAGGAGGCCGUCAAACGUGGCGUGUAUCCCGAAGACGCUCUCAGGGAACGCUUCAUGAAGGUGGAGCAAAUGGCAAGGAAACUGGCUCUGGUGCCGGAGGAGGGGGCCUCGCUGCCGGUCUACCUGCUGAGCUACCUGCAGAACUUUUUGCUCGUCAAGGCCGUCAGUCCGAUACCCAAGCACGAACUCGCGGACCAGCCGAUCGACGUCGAGGCGCUCGACACCUACGCGAUUUUGCAGCGCUCGAGGUACUGGCUGGACCGGGGUGAUUUCAAGAUGACGCUGCGCUACAUGAAUCUGCUGAAGGGGGCGCCCCGCAGUGUGGCACGCGACUGGAUGAACGAGGCGAGAAUACUGCUGGAGACGCAGCUGGCGGUCGAGUCGCUUGUUGCCUACGCUGGCGCGAACAGCCUCAUAUUUAUGGGCGGUGGCGAUAAGAAGAAAAAGUAGCGUGGCUCUGGGGACGGCCGCAUCGGGGAGUAGCGAGAGAAAGAGCUCGAGCUGGAGCGGCAGCAUCAGAGAGAAAGCUUGUACCACCGGAGCCAAGAGAGUCCGCCAGCCCCAAUUAUUGUACAGUCACCGUCGCUACACUUAGUAAAUUAAUACACAUCUCCUGGGAGAGGAAAGAAAGAACAUGAAGGACGAUUGUGACGCGCCACUGGUCAUCGGUCCCUUUAACUGUCCAAGCAUAUACAGAUUCACACACCGUACGUGAUAGCUCUUCUUAGUCGUAAUUGUUUUUUUUGUCCCCCCUCGUGAUUUUUCCUUCAUUUUCCCAUUUUUAAUGGUAACAAAUUGUUGACGAUACUAAUAUUCAUAGAAAAUCGGCCCACGCGCAGACUUUGCUGUCAACUUUUUUCUGUUGCGAUGGCAAUGAUUUUUCAGCUAAACCGAUAACGAGAGGUUGAAUUUUGGUUUCGCUGAAAAAUCGGGUUGCGCGUACCGAUGCUUCUCUACCUCUACCCGUUUAGAAUGAACUUGUUUAGAACGAUUGAAAAUUAAAUUUGUAGAAAACGUAUGAGAGAAUAAUGUAAACUGUUUACCCAUCCAUCACUCGUAGAGAUGAGAGAGAGAAAGAGAGUAAAUUUUAUUUAUCUGCCGUUUGUAAAUUCACUCGUUUCAAGAGGCAAAACACUGUGAAGAAAUAAAUGACUAAAUUCAAGUGAACCAAAA
Messenger RNA from Copidosoma floridanum, 3002 nucleotides. It is a transcript of the gene Mitofilin, whose product is annotated as inner membrane mitochondrial protein mitofilin. Gene Ontology annotation, cellular component: MICOS complex. Gene Ontology annotation, biological process: cristae formation. NCBI's taxonomy places the organism in Eukaryota, Metazoa, Arthropoda, Insecta, Hymenoptera, Encyrtidae. The record is from RefSeq and is a predicted model, not a curated record.